AUGAACAAUGGAAAAGAAAAUGCGAGAUGUGGGAGUGGAAUAUGGUUCGGGGAAAAUCACCCACAAAAUAAAUCCAUAAGAGUCCCAGGGAAUUCUCAGUCUAAUCAGGCAGGCGAGAUCGCAGCCAUCCUUAUAGGACUACAAAAUGUCAGUCCCCUUACCCCAGUAACCUUUAUUACAGACUCACGAUACUCCAACUACGACCGUUGUCGUAACAUAAACGGCCUAACAAACCACCUCCGAAACUGGGAAGAUCGGGGCUGGAUUGACAUAGCAAACAGCGAAAUCUUCAGAGCCACAGUAUACCAGCUAAGGAAAAGGUCAGCAACAACGACCUUCAGAUGGAUUAAGGGCCAUAGUAACAACAAAGGAAACAAUGAAGCAGACAAACUCGCUGAAAUAGGUGCACUAAAAAACGAAUACAACCUCAUGGACACAACGGUUCCACCCGAAUUCGACCUACAAGGAACAAAGCUCACCCAUAUCUCCCAAGCCCUAGCGUACAGACAGAUGCGCUCAACCCUAGGCCUCCUCGACAUAACACGAUACGCCAUCCAAAACAUAUCAAACACACUGGAAACAGACAGAUCAAUAUGGAAAGCUAGAAAGAACAAAGACUUAUCUAAGAAAAUUCCAAAUCUUCACGUACAAAGCACUCCACAACGCGUUCAAAAAGACACCGAAUCAAUGAGUCAUAUGCUCACAGAAUGUAACAGCUCAAUACGAAAGCUCAUAUGGCGCCUAGCAGAACAAAUAUGGCCCACCAAUAUCAUCCCAUGGCCGGAUAUAUCGAUAGGAAUUAUCCUGGGAUGCGGUGCGAUAUCAAUCCCCCACAAACAAAAUAAAGACGAUCCAGAUGACAAAAAGAAAGCAGAAUCAAAAAGAGGAGCCGCAAGGCUACUCCGAAUAAUCAUAUCAGAAUCCGCUUAUCUAAUAUGGACCAUCAGAUGCACCCAGGUCAUUCAGGGAAUAUCCCUCGACGAGUCAAAUAUAACAAAAAGAUGGACUAAAGCAAUCAACGAUCACUUACAAAUAGAUAGAGUAAUAGCUAGCAAAAUCAAAAGGAACCAAAAAUACUCCAACCUCAUCAACACUACAUGGUCAAAUAUAAUAUCCCCCGGAAAAUCCCUCCCACAUAAUUGGGUCACAUCACUCGAGGUUUUAGUGGGUAUAACACUACCCAGGCCCCCGCAGACCGAGGUAACCUAG
Molecule: messenger RNA, 1209 nt
Organism: Suillus clintonianus
Lineage: Eukaryota; Fungi; Basidiomycota; Agaricomycetes; Boletales; Suillaceae
Product: ribonuclease H-like domain-containing protein
Exons: 4
Coding region: 1-1209 (402 amino acids)
Biological process (GO): DNA replication, removal of RNA primer
Molecular function (GO): RNA-DNA hybrid ribonuclease activity; nucleic acid binding
Source: RefSeq, a predicted model, not a curated record